AUGUUCGACCCCGUAAACACCGCGCCGAUGCAAGAAGUCGACAGAGACUGCGAAUUUGACGAGCGCGAGCCUAAACCGCAUUAUAUUCCUGAACUGUCUAACGCCAUCGAGAGAUUCCUAGACGCUCCCUAUGGAUCCCAGCUCAUCAUCCGAUUCUUCGCAGCUAUACUCAGUGAACGCGAAGCUGAUGAGUACUGCCCUGUGUACGCGCCCACCCCUGAACGAUAUCAGGAUGUGUGCGCCGCAAUACCGGAACUCUUGGACCCGGAGGCACUGCAGUAUUUAUCUAGGCAAUCCACCAACUGGAAGUCAGGAGAAGUACUAUGGGACAAAGGUGAAGGAUAUACGACAGUAACUCGCGGAAGUCAAGCCAAGGUGCUCCCUUACCAUACGAGAGCUGCCUUGAAGGAGAUCAAGUUUAGGGAUAUCUGGGACGUUCUGUGGUUCGAGGCUUUUGCCCUCAACAUGGAGAAGCCCAUUGGAGACCGUAUGUACCAAUGGAUGAUAAACAUGUUCGCUAGGGCUAUGAUACAGUCGAAAUCGCAGACUGUGGAUAUGGAGGCUCUGCUAAGAGGGUUGUGGACAGACGAACGCCUCCGAUUUUGGACUUGGAAAGAGAUACCCGAAGCUGCUUCUUCAUUGUCAGCAGACGGUAUUAGAGAGGGCGAGUUCGGAGGCAUUCCACGAAACAUCGCUCAGGCGCAAACUAUUGACACCGACUCCUACGAAAGCGAGGAUAUACAUGCAUUUUGGUCCGCAAAGUCAGACGGGCCAGUAGCUGUAUCGGCUGGAGCGUCGUCAGCAGAAAACGCAAAGAGCGUGCAAACCGACAAUGGACAAAACACUUCAGAUGACUCCGAAGAUGAAGACAAUCUUGACACGGAUACUCUACGCAACUGCUACGGAAAGGCUUAUCUAGAGGAAUACGGACCUUUCAUACAGCCGUUGGAGCAUGGGAAAUGGGAUCUAGACAUCCCCCAAGAUCAGUUCUGCGUUAUGUGUCUUGAGACUCACCGCCUAUUAGGUGUCAAAAUGAGCGCUUGUGGCCAUCACUUUCACUUCGCUUACAUCAAAGAAUGGAUGAACGGCUCUUCACCAAACUCCAAUCUCUAUCCAGAAUGCCGAGCUCAAACUUGUAAUGAACGCAGGAAGGUACAGAUUACGGGGUGGAUGUAUGAUGAAGAGGAUGACACUGAGAAUGACGAGGAUGACGACGAGGAUGAGCCUGGGUAUAGUGAUGAUGGUGGAGAUGAAGACGAAAUGAGUGACUAG
Messenger RNA from Alternaria rosae, 1272 nucleotides. RefSeq lists its product as uncharacterized. The record is from RefSeq and is a predicted model, not a curated record. The transcript is spliced from 2 exons. Lineage: Eukaryota; Fungi; Ascomycota; Dothideomycetes; Pleosporales; Pleosporaceae. The coding region runs from base 1 to 1272 and encodes 423 amino acids.